Cavia porcellus (domestic guinea pig) is the source of this 729-nucleotide messenger RNA. Its product is annotated as high affinity immunoglobulin gamma Fc receptor I-like. Bases 1 to 729 code for a protein of 242 amino acids. Gene Ontology annotation, biological process: cell surface receptor signaling pathway. The record is from RefSeq and is a predicted model, not a curated record. NCBI's taxonomy places the organism in Eukaryota, Metazoa, Chordata, Mammalia, Rodentia, Caviidae. Gene Ontology annotation, cellular component: plasma membrane. The transcript is spliced from 4 exons. Gene Ontology annotation, molecular function: transmembrane signaling receptor activity.
AUGCUCCAAUUAAAGUCUCUCAAAGGCUCCGAGCAGGCUUGGCUGCUGCUUCAGCCUUCCAAGAGAGUCCUCACUGAAGGAGAACCUUUGACCUUGAGGUAUCAUGGAUGGAAGAAUAAGCUGGUAUACAAUGUGGUUUUCUAUCAAAAUGGAAAGCCUAUUAAGUAUACUUAUCAAGAUUCUACACUCACUAUUCUGAAAGCCAACAUGAAUCACAGUGGCAUCUAUCACUGCUCAGGCAAAGGAAGAUUACCUGUCCACUUCACAUCGACAAGAGUACCUGUGAUGGUGAAAAAGCUGUUUCCAGCUCCAGUGCUAACCUCAUCCUUCCGCAGAGGAUCCCCACUUCAGCAGAGGAAACUAGCCAAGCUGAGCUGUGAGACAAAGUUGCUCCCACAGAGGUCUGGCGUGCAGCUUUACUUCUCCUUCCACAUGGGCCACAAGACGCUGAGGGGCAGGAAUACAUCCUCUGAGCACCACAUCCUAACUGCUGGAAAAAGUGGUUCUGGAUCCUACUGGUGUGAGGCAGCCACAGAAGAUGGAAAUGUCCUUAAGCGCAGCCCUGUGUUGGAGCUUCAAGUGCCUGUGGGCAUAAUGUUUUUGGCAGAUACUAUUCUCUGUGUGAGAAUAUGCAAAGAAUUGCCAAGCGAGAGAAAGUGGAAUUUAGAAAUCUCUUCAGCUUCUGAUCAUGGAGAGGAAGUAACUUCAGAAAAUCCCAAAGACAUUUAG